GACUUAAACUAAGUGGACAGGUUAUGAUCGCUCACUGUUCGUAAAAUAAAAUCAGUAUGUUUGAUUAAGUUCGACGUAAAACAUCACAACAUGUUUUAUAUUGAGCUGAUGCCUUUAGUAACAAUAGUAGUUGUUGUUGGAGCAGUUUUAAUAUCUUUAUGGACUAAAAGAAAACUCAGUCAUAGAGUGUGUUUGUCAAAACGACGUUUGAAUGGGAAGACGUGUAUAGUAACAGGAGGAACAUCAGGCAUCGGUCUGGAGGCUGCUAAAGAUUUGGCUAGACGUGGAGCCAGGGUUAUCAUAGCUUGUCCAUUCCCUGAAGAAGGGAAAAAUGCUGAACAUACUAUUAUAGAAGAAACUGGUAAUAAGAACAUUGUAUUUAAGUGUUUGAAUCUAGCUUCUUUGGAAUCAACAAGGGAAUUCGCUAAAAAUAUUCUAGAAACUGAAAAUAGAUUGGAUAUUCUCAUAAACAAUGCUGGUGUUGGUUCAAUAAAUAAAUUGACAAAAGAUGGAAUGCUGUACACCAUGCAGAUCAACUACUAUGGACAUUUCUUGCUGACCAAUCUACUGUUGCCUCUCUUAAAGAAAACUGGGACUGCUGAGGAGAAGAGUAGGAUAGUAAACGUGGUGUCUAUAUUACAUCACACUGGGCAUUAUAAUUUUGGAGAUAUGAACAUGCCUACUAUCCGAUCUUAUGUACAAAGUUAUAGUAAUAGUAAAUUCUGUCUUAUACUGUUCACACGAGAAUUGACAAGAAGAUUGAUUGGCAGUAAUGUAAUCGUUAAUUCGAUAGAUCCAGGAACAGUUGGUAGUACAAUUUAUAGGAGGAACUUUGGGAUACUGGGAGGAUGGUUGAUUAAACAAUGGCUCUCAUUUUUCUGGAAAACUCCAUGGCAUGGAGCGCAGACUAUCGUAUAUGCGGCGGUCGACGAAUCUGUCGCUGACAUCAGCGGGGAGUUGUUCAAGGACUGUAAGCUGAUCAAAGCAAAAGCUUCGACUUAUAAUGAGGAAACAGCUAAGACGCUUUGGGAAGAAUCACAGAAUCUAGUCCUGUUUGAUACAUGAUUGUAAUACGGUGUAAAAAAUACAGGCGAAUCGGUAUCGAUAUAAAAUUCGGUGAUUAAAAACUGAAUUUAUUUAUCUUUAAUUACAUAAACUAAGUAUAUAAUAGUAUCUGAAAUAAUUGAGUAAUAAACAAAAUAAUGUAGUCUUCUAUGUCCAUGAUAAGAUUUAUUUGGUUACCAUAUUUCUGAUUCUAAAUAAAAGUGCAUCAUCUCAUCUAACGUCUGUGG
Messenger RNA from Diatraea saccharalis (sugarcane borer), 1292 nucleotides. The record is from the annotation of a GenBank genome assembly. NCBI's taxonomy places the organism in Eukaryota, Metazoa, Arthropoda, Insecta, Lepidoptera, Crambidae.